GGUCAAACCGGAUACAAAGAUGUCUUGUCCACUGCAACGGAUGUGCAGAGAUUCGUGCAAGUUUUUGGUGGGAUGAUUUCGCACAGCACUCCGCAUCUGUAUGUAUCGGCACUGCCAUUUUCGCCCCUCAAGUCCACCAUAGCUCCAUGGUUUACGGAAAGAUUUCCAAACACUCUUCGUCUGUUACGAGGACGUCUUGUGAACUGGCCUGUUAUUCAGACCGUGAUCAGUGGGCACACUGAUUCGGUUUGGUCAGUCUCGUUCUCCCCCGAUGGCACUCGCAUCGUGUCUGGUUCACAAGAUAAAACUGUCCGGCUGUGGGAUGCGGCGACGGGGCUGCCAUUGGGUGAGCCCUUCCAAGGGCACACUUCUUCGGUUUCGUCAGUCUCAUUCUCCCCUGAUGGCACUCGCAUCGUGUCUGGUUCAAGGGAUUCCACUGUCCGGCUGUUGAAUGCAGCCACAGGGCAACAAUUCCAGGAGCACACUGAGAUCCACUCCCCUGCAGUCUCUUCGGAUAGACGUCCCACCACACCUUGCAAUCGCCCCAUUUGUUUUGCAUCAAGCUUGGACCAUGCAUUGCAGGACCCUGCUGAGCUGUUCAAGGGCACCUUUCAUCACGAUCUUAAUUCAACCCCUGUCAUGCUGGAAGAUGAUGCCUCGCCGGAAGAUGAUGGAUGGAUGGUAGGACCCGAUCGUCGGCUGCUUUUCUGGGUACCACCCGCUUCCCGACAAGAACCAUUUUAUUAUCCUGGGACUGUAUUUGUGAUGCCCAGUGGGCUAGAGAUUGAUUUGAGUCGCAUGGCUCAUGGAGAACAAUGGUGGAAAUGCCGAGAUGCCCCUACUUGCAAAUGAUCCAAUUGUAAUACCGAGUCUACAGUUCUGUUCUAUAUUAGUUAUAUAUCUGUUAUCGAGC
This is a messenger RNA of Suillus subaureus, 913 nucleotides long. RefSeq names its product WD40-repeat-containing domain protein. The record is from RefSeq and is a predicted model, not a curated record. Bases 73 to 852 code for a protein of 259 amino acids. The transcript is spliced from 2 exons. NCBI's taxonomy places the organism in Eukaryota, Fungi, Basidiomycota, Agaricomycetes, Boletales, Suillaceae. Gene Ontology annotation, biological process: negative regulation of transcription by RNA polymerase II. Gene Ontology annotation, molecular function: protein binding. Gene Ontology annotation, cellular component: nucleus; transcription repressor complex.